Pelmatolapia mariae (spotted tilapia) is the source of this 2543-nucleotide messenger RNA. It is a transcript of the gene gas2a, whose product is annotated as growth arrest-specific protein 2. Gene Ontology annotation, cellular component: actin filament. Gene Ontology annotation, molecular function: actin filament binding; microtubule binding; cytoskeletal adaptor activity. Bases 253 to 1284 code for a protein of 343 amino acids. NCBI's taxonomy places the organism in Eukaryota, Metazoa, Chordata, Actinopteri, Cichliformes, Cichlidae. Gene Ontology annotation, biological process: actin crosslink formation. The record is from RefSeq and is a predicted model, not a curated record. The transcript is spliced from 10 exons.
UGCGUGUGCUUGUGGAGUCAGAUCUUGCGCAGCGAGAAAGAUCACCCCGGUCCACACUGGUUUGUGAUUUUGGAGGCUAACCUGUGGGUCGGUGCACCACUGUGAAAAGCAUGAAAAUUGGGAACCAGCAUCUCACAGGACGAGUGAGAGGAAGGAGCGCACCAGCGAGCUGAACCCUCAGGAACCCCGGACAAAGAACUUUACCAGAAAAAAGGAGAACAAAGUCGCUUCAACAUUGGCUGUUAGGGAACCAUGUGCAGUUCCCUGAGCCCCAAACAGCCCAGCGGGCCCGGCCUGACAGACAUGCAGCAGUACCAACAGUGGCUUUCCAGUCGACAUGAGGCCAGCCUGCUGCCUAUGAAGGAAGACCUGGCCCUGUGGCUCACUAAUAUUCUUGGUCUGGAAAUCACUGCUGAGAGCUUCAUGGACCGCUUAGACAAUGGCUUCCUGUUGUGCCAGCUGGCUGAGACACUGCAGGAGAAGUUCAGGCAGAGUAAUGGAGAUCUGCCUACCCUUGGCAACAGCAAGAGAAUUCCCAAUCGGAGGAUACCGUGUCGGCGGAGCGCUCCAUCCGGCUCCUUCUUUGCACGGGACAACACAGCCAACUUCCUGGCCUGGUGUCGUGAGGUCGGAGUUGGAGAAACAUGUCUGUUUGAGUCAGAGGGUUUAGCAGUAGGUGUAACAACAUCAGUUCUUCAUAAGCAGCCACGAGAAGUCUGCCUCUGUCUUUUAGAGCUGGGCCGGAUAGCAUCACGGUACAAUGUGGAGCCUCCUGGCCUUAUAAAACUGGAGAAAGAGAUUGAGCAAGAAGAGAAAGCGCCUCUACCUCCUCCGUCACCUGUAUCUCCAGCUCAGCCUGCCCCUCCAUCACCCUCUUCAUCUCCUUCCCCAUCCCCUUCCCCAUCCCCAACUCCUACCAAAGUGACUUCUAUCAAAAAAAGCACAGGGAAGCUGUUGGAUGAUGCUGUAAGACAUAUCGCCAAUGAUCCACCUUGCAGAUGUGCAAAUAAGUUCUGUGUAGAGAGACAGUCGCAGGGUCGAUAUCGUGUUGGGGAGAAGAUGCUCUUUAUCCGGAUGCUGCACAAUAAGCACGUGAUGGUGCGAGUCGGUGGAGGCUGGGAGACCUUUGAGAGCUACCUGCUGAAACAUGACCCAUGCCGCAUGCUCCAGAUUUCCAGGGUGGAGGGCAAGAUAUCCCCCAUCAGCAGCAAGUCCCCUAAUAUCAAGGACCUCAGCCCUGACAGCUACCUGGUGGUGGCAGCGCACUACCGCAGCAAAAAGUAAAGACAUGAGACUGAAAAAAAUUCCAUUAAUAAAAGGACAGGUUGACUUUGUGCUGUUUUUUAUUGUGUAGAGAAGGGGGCGUAGCUAUGCAACAUAUCCCUGUUCUCAUGAAGUAAAUAUUAAAGCUGUAGUGCAACACCAUUUACAGAAAGCACAUUUUUGUCAUAGUGAUGAUUUUGUUUUGUUGGUUAAAGAUCAUUCUUGGGUGUCUUGAUUUGAUUGGGCCUGGACACAUGUUAGUAGGCCUCUGGGUGUUAUUUGCUUUUACAUAACGGCAAACAGCUUUGAAAAACAUGCUCAUUAUUAUCGUCACAGUAUAAUUGGUUAACUCAUAAUUAGUGCGAGGGAAGGUGUAGAUUUUCUUGAGAUUUGAGAUUUUCCUGUUUUUAUUGCAUCUGAAGCAAUAUCACAUAUGGUAGGUAGAACACUUUCAUCUUUUAGCUCCUCAUAUAAAUAUCUGUAUUUGUACAAGGUACAAACACAAGUCGUUUUUUUACAUGAAAUGAAGUGGGUGCUGGAGAUGUUGGCAAUUUUAUGAAGCCAGUAUUGGUUGGUACCUUGAUGUGGAUUCUAUUGAUUUGUCUGUGCUAGUGUUGUUUUCCCAAUUUUUUUCAUUUCCCAUCAAACUGAUCUUCUUAUCUAAAUUUUUAAUAAUACACAGACCCUAUCGGGCUGUGACUCAAAUGGGAUUUUAUCUCCCACAUUAGAAGAAUUAUUUAAACCCAAUGAAGUUUAAAUGCUUUACUUUAUACAUUUAAAUUCUUGUAAAAACUCUCAUAAAACCUAAAUUUAUUCACAAAAUGUUAUAGCUUUUUCUUUGUGCAUUUCUUAGUAGGCUAACAAAAUAAAGCAAUGCUCAUAUUGUUUACAUUUUGCAUAACUGUUCUAUGCAGUACAUUUAUAUAUUAGCAUUUUGAUUGUAUUAUGCAUUACUAGAAUAGAUCCCGUGUGUAAUAAUGUCUUCAUCCGACAAUCACAUGUACGAAUCAGUUUCACUAGCUUGUGAUUUAUAAAUAGAUUUACUCAUUUAAGGUCUCACGUUCUUCACUGUGUCGUAUUACUGACCCCUACAGGUGGUGCAGUGAUUUAAAUACGAUUAUUAUUGAUUACUUUUGGGGGGUUCUUACAAUGGAGAAAUAUCAAUCACUGCAUAAUAACUCAUGUUAUAUUAAUUUGUUUUUAUUCCUGGAGAAUAAAUAUGUCGGUUUGGUAUUAUAUUCACUGGCUGUGCAAAGCAACUUUCAAGCCUGAUUUUAGUU